Salvia splendens (bonfire salvia) is the source of this 1170-nucleotide messenger RNA. Its product is annotated as inner centromere protein. Lineage: Eukaryota; Viridiplantae; Streptophyta; Magnoliopsida; Lamiales; Lamiaceae. The transcript has 2 exons. Bases 112 to 834 code for a protein of 240 amino acids. The record is from RefSeq and is a predicted model, not a curated record.
UCCAGAAAAUUGAUAUAAUCCCUUUCUUUAUCUUAGUGCGAAAUUCAACCAGAAACCCUAAUUUGAUUUGUUUAUAGCAACGAUUUUCCUUCCCAAUUCCCUUGUGCGAUCAUGGGUGGUCACGGUGGAUUGAACAUCCUCCCGCAGAAGAAGUGGAAUGUCUACAACUUCGAUAAUCGGGAGAAGGUUCGCCUCGACGAAGAAGCCGCCGCCAAGGAGGAACAGCUCAAGCGCGAGCAAUCUCGCCGGCGCGACACCGAGCUUCGCCUCGAGAAGCUCCGUCAAGCUCGUGGCCUAGCCAGCCAACAUCCAGCCGAAGCCGACGAAAAACCCUCUGUCGAAACUGCACCCGCUCCUGCCCCUGCUGCUGCUGCUGUAUCUAUUGCCGAGCCCUUGAAUUCGGCGUCUGAUUCAAAGCACAUCAAUUUGUUCGAAGGAAUCAGGAUUUUCGACCCGAUCAAACCCGGUGAUGAGAAGAAAAGUGAAAAGAGAAGCAGAUUUGCGAGGGAUGAAGAUAAGAAUAAGAGGAUGAAGAAGGAGGAGGUUAGGGUUGUGGGGCCGGAAGAUGAGAAUCAUAAAUUUGGGUACGGAGUUGCUGGGAAAGGCGUGAAAUUGCCAUGGUAUAUGGCGAAGCGGGUUGUUGAUGGGGACGACGAUGAUGAUGAAGAACAGAGGCGUAAGGAGAAGAAGAGGAGCUCUGGUGGUGGUAAAAAAACAAUUGAGGAGUUGAGGGAGGAGAGGCUGGAUAGAGAGAGGAAGGAGAAGGAGAGAGAAAGGGCUUUGUUGAUGAUGAAGCAUAAGAAAGAUGGGGGUUUUUCUUCCCGGAGGAGAUGAGAGUUCGUAGGAUCCCUAUAAUUAGCUCCUCUUUAGAAGAGCUAGAUAUCUUGGAAAAUAAAGUGUUUUAGCACGGGAUCAACCACAAGCUGCUUCAAAAGGAUUAUCUUGGGCCUCUGUGGAGGAUUGUUCUACUUUUGAUAUUAAAUUCCAGUUCUUGUUUUACUUCCGCCUAAAAGUCCAUUUCAAAAUGUGUCAAUUAGAGUGGGACAUCCAAAAAAAGGAAAAUGUGUCACCUACAAUGGGACAGACGGAGGGAUAUUUAAUUUCAUUUUCUGUCUAAUAUCACACGGCACACUUUAUUUUAUUUCUAAUAAAAUGGUUUGUAUUUACACA